AAGUCUGAGGAUAAGUCUAUUGUACAAGUAAAUUUAUGUCGUACUGUAAAUUCUAAAUAUUGUUUCACAGGAUGGAACCUUGGAACCGUUUUGCGACAGAUGCUCAAGAAGAACCCGCCGACUUCUAUCGUCUUGUACUGACAAAGGUCUUAGAUGAUCUCAUGGAUCAGGUUGGUGGUAUAUCGCAGAUUGAGGAGGUUAAGAUAGCACUGAGAAAGAUCUCCCAUAUGUACAAAGGGGGACUUUCGAUCGCUUCUAGCCAGUAUCGUUCCGACUGGAGUAACCCAGCAAACCGCUGCGCAUACGUCUUCCUUUACUUGAUGCAGCAUUGUCAUCUUGUGUACUUCUCGCUUGAACAGUGCACAUCAAGGAUCUUGAACAGUUGGCGCAACAAGAGUAACUUGAAGGUUUGCAGCAUCGGAGGCGGGCCUGGGUCAGACCUGGUUGGCUUGACAACCUUCCUCCGAACGCACGGCAUAUUCCCGCCUUCCUUGGAAUGCCGUGUCUUGGAUCUGUACCCCAACUGGAAAGACACCUGGGACACGAUACACCAGUGUAUUCCUCAGUAUUUCAGAGUAGCAUACGAAAGAUGCGACGUUGUCAGAGAUAUGGGCCUUACUGUUACUACUCAUCGAUUCAUCCGACAGGCUGACAUGCUUACCUUGGUGAAGCUUUUCUCCGCAGUUUCAGCUUUCUUCCGAGCCGACCCUGGACGUGGAGAUCUCCUUCGAUCAAUUCUGCGUGAGAUAAAGCCAGGCUGCUUCGUGCUGUACGUUGACAAUCAACACGAUAUCGACACUCAGUUUGAGAAAGAGUUUGCGUCUCAACUUGGACUGGUUAAGGUGUUUGAAUUCCGGGGCAAACCCACCUUACCUUUUGGACAGUACUCCAGCACCGUGAGGAGAUACCAUGACGAACUACAAUGCUGGCCAUUGAGUAGCUGCAAUGUCUUGAUCCAGCUUUACGAAAAGUUGGCGGUUCAGCCGGGCACCAUCUCCCAGGUCCAUGAAACCCAAAUCCCACCUCAACAUUUUGGUUCGUCUGUAAUUGACCGGGUUCAGCUUGGUUUACACCGCCGGGUAAACAUUGACGAUCGUCCCAGCAGCUCGUCCCAGCCUCGUUACAGUUCAUUUCCUGCACAACGCGACUGCCCACCCAAACUCACCAUUCAAUCAAGUUCCAAAGACGACUGCCCACCCAAACCCACCCUUCAAUCAAGUUCCAAAGGCGACUGUCUACCCAAAGUCACACUUCAAUCAAGUUCCAAAGGCGACUGCCCACCCAAACUCACCCUUCAAUCAAGUUCCAAAGGCGACUGUCUACCCAAAUUCACCCUUCUAUCAAGUUCCAAAGGCGACUGCCCAACCAAACCCACCCUUCAAUCAAGUUCAAAAGGCGACUGCCCACCCAAACUCACCCUUCAAUCAAGUUCCAAAGGCGACUGUCUACCCAAACUCACCCUUCAAUCAAGUUCCAAAGACGACUGUCUACCCAAAUUCACCCUUUUAUCAAGUUCCAAAGGCGACUGCCCACCCAAACUCACCCUUCAAUCAAGUUCCAAAGACGACUGCCCACAAAAACUCAACCUUCAACCAAGUUCCAAAGACGACUGUUUACCCAAACUCAGCCUUCAAUCAAGUUCCAAAGGCGACUCCCCACCCAAACUCACCCUUCAAUAA
This is a messenger RNA of Patiria miniata (bat star), 1679 nucleotides long. RefSeq lists its product as uncharacterized. The coding region runs from base 72 to 1679 and encodes 535 amino acids. The record is from RefSeq and is a predicted model, not a curated record. The transcript has 2 exons. Lineage: Eukaryota; Metazoa; Echinodermata; Asteroidea; Valvatida; Asterinidae.